This is a messenger RNA of Carcharodon carcharias (great white shark), 2395 nucleotides long. It is a transcript of the gene naaladl1, whose product is annotated as N-acetylated alpha-linked acidic dipeptidase like 1. The transcript is spliced from 20 exons. Bases 1 to 2322 code for a protein of 773 amino acids. The record is from RefSeq and is a predicted model, not a curated record. Lineage: Eukaryota; Metazoa; Chordata; Chondrichthyes; Lamniformes; Lamnidae. Gene Ontology annotation, molecular function: carboxypeptidase activity.
AUGGAGCUGGGCUAUGCUUCAAUGAAACGUGGACGAGGUGUGACCUCUGAAGAGCGAAGAUGGCCCUACAAGAACAGUCGAACCAGAGGACAUGGUCUGCGUCUGAAGUGGGUGAAAUCAAAGUAUAUGAGUGAUUUGAAACAUGCCUUUCCAUGUGACGAGUGCAUCAUUCUACAGAGGAACAGUGUGGAUCGAGGGCUCAGGAUGAAAUCCUGGCUGGUGGCUCUGAUCAGCGGCAUUGCUGCCUUAGUCACAGGCCUCCUGAUCGGCCACUUCGCCAUCCCAAAGGAUGGCAUCACGGAGCAGGGACAGGGCUCCACCCAGGACAUUGACGAGUCGCUCAUCCAGCGCUUCAUGGGUGAGGUCGACAACAAGCGGAUCGAGGACAACUUGAGGGAGCUCUCUAAAAAGCCUCAUAUGGCCACAACCAAAGGAGACAUUGAUCUGGUCAACCUGAUGUUAGACAGAUGGCAGAACAAAGAGACGGGUUUGGACGAAGCUAAGAAGGUGACAUAUGAUGUGCUGCUGGACUUUCCAGACAAGAACAAUCCUAACCGAGUCACUGUAGUUGCACCAAAUGGCACUGUACUUUUCAAGUCACGAAUUAAGGAGGUGAAUUACACCAAAGAUCAACUCGACCCGGAUGUGGUCCAGCCCUUUGCCGCCUUCACACCUGCUGGAGAGUGCAAGGGCAGGCUGGUGUACGCCAACUAUGGGACAAUGGACGACUACCAACAUCUAAACAAAACCAUUGACCUGAACAACACAAUUGCUAUUGUCAGAUACGGAGGAACUGGCCGUGGGGACAAGGGUAUAAACGGGGCAAGAUUCGGGGUGUCUGGCGUCAUUGUCUACACCGAUCCGGCUGAUAUCAAUGAUGGAAAAUUGAGCGACAAGAAUGAGACCUACCCUCACUCCUGGUACCUGCCCCCCUCUGGGGUCGAGCGUGGCUCCUACAAGAGCAAUUUUGGGGACCAGCUGACACCUUAUUACCCUGCCAAAGGUUAUACCUUUAGGCAGGCUGUAUCCAACAUCACCGGUUUAUCACCCAUUCCAGCGCAGCCUAUUGGGUUUGAAGACGCCCAUCAACUCAUAUGUGGUUUGACUGGAGAUGAAGCUCCUGAAGCCUGGCAGGGAGGCCUUGGCUGCACAUACCGCCUGGGACCUGGAUUUCACAAUGAGAGCUCCUUUGCAGACAGUGACGUGACAGUCAGCGUGCACAACAAAAUGGAGAUUAAACCAUCGGACAACGUGAUCGGGAUUAUCCGUGGGAGCGUGGAACCAGAUCGCUACGUUAUCUAUGGCAAUCACCGCGACAGCUGGGUACAUGGGGCCAUCGACCCCAGUAGUGGCACUGCCGUCAUGUUGGAAAUCAGCAGGGUCCUGGGCAAGAUGGUGAAGGAAGAUCAGGACACGGUUAUGACCAACACUCUGUUUCUCAUCACCCCUUGUUCUCCCUGGUUUCAUAAGAUUUUGCAGCCGGCAAACUACCAGUCUGACAAAUACUCUCCGGGAGCCAUAACCACCUCUGUCACAGUUCCCGGACACCAAGACCUGUCAGUCUAUGAGAACUGGAAGAAGCAUUCGAACCGUACGAGUCCUCUCCAUGGUGUCAUCCCGAACAUGGGGAGUCUGGGGGCAGGCAGCGACUACGCACCCUUCUUCCAUUACCUUGGGAUCAGCUCCAUGGACAUCUCAUACACAUACGACAAGACAAAAACGAAAGCUCGAAUCUACCCUGCUUACCACACAGCCUACGAUACCUUCGAUUAUGCCUCUCGCUUCAUCGACCCAGGGUUCACCAGCCAUCAGACGGUGGGCAGGACGGCUGGGAAUGUGUUGCUGCGUCUGGCCGACAGUGCGAUUCUCCCCUUCAACAUCAGAGACUACAGCGAGGCCAUUGAACAACUCUACCAGGCGGCAAAGGAGCUGUUCAACACAGAGCUCAGCAACCACAACAUCUCCCUGGCUCCUCUUCAUUCUGCGGUGACCAAGUUGAAAGAAGCAGCUGAUGGGCUGCACCUUCGAAUAUCUGAAAUGCAGGAUCUGAGCACGAGCCCACUCAAACAGCGGAUGAUCAAUGAUCAGCUGAUGCUGCUGGAGAGGUCCUUCCUUGAUCCCAUGGCCUUUCCUGACAAGCUGUACUAUCGACACAUCAUCUACGCCUCACAGGAUUCAGCCGUGGAGACAUUCCCAGGCCUGGCUGAUGCCUACCAGCAUGCCACAGUGGAGGGAGGCUCCUGGGAUGAUGUACGUAAGCACCUAACGAUUAUCACCCACACGCUGGAGAGCGCUGCUUCCACUCUGGAGGCUGUGAUCUAGCGGGAGGAUCAGGGGAGACUCAGGAACCGAGCAAGCCUCCAGGCAAACUCCCACUGGAACCAAGUAACCACAA